This is a messenger RNA of Coffea eugenioides, 2349 nucleotides long. Its product is annotated as transmembrane 9 superfamily member 2-like. Gene Ontology annotation, cellular component: membrane. The coding region runs from base 381 to 2144 and encodes 587 amino acids. Lineage: Eukaryota; Viridiplantae; Streptophyta; Magnoliopsida; Gentianales; Rubiaceae. The transcript is spliced from 8 exons. The record is from RefSeq and is a predicted model, not a curated record. Gene Ontology annotation, biological process: protein localization to membrane.
UAAUGAUGUUUUUCUCCCUUUCCCUCCAUGCUUUCUCUUUAUAACAUUGCCAUCUGCCUAAGCCACCAGCAGUGCCUUGAAGCUUUUAGGCAUUUAGCUUGCUCCUUAACCUGCCCAAAAUCAAUUUCUCCAUUGUUAUCUUCAUUAUGUUCCUGACCUGGUUUGCAGCUUCUUUUAUUAACAUCUGUGCUGCCACUGCUUUUGGAUCAAAAGCAACUACAUCAAUGAGAUUAAUGCACGAUGUGAGUGGUGACCAGUGUUAUCCGUAACAAACAUGUUAUUAGCUAUUCAAGGAAAGGAUUGGGGAGAAUUAUCCAUUUGGUCAAAAUACUGAGGAAAGGCACUGCAACUGCGUCUAUAUGUGUUAAAGGAACAGGAGAAUGGCAAACUCUGCUGAAUGUUUUCUGAUGAGUCUUGUUAUGAUUGGAAUUCUUAGCCAAGUGACAUCAGAUGCUUUUGACCACAAAUAUAAUAAAGGCGAUCCGGUGCCUCUGUAUGUCAACAAAGUUGGUCCAUAUCGCAAUCCUAGUGAAACUUAUCCGUAUUACGAUUUUCCGUUCUGUCCACCAGAUCUCUGGCAAGAGAAGGAGGAAUCUCUUGGUGAGGUGUUGAAUGGAGAUCGUCUUGUUUCUGCUCCAUAUAAGCUGAAUUUCAGGUUAGAUAGGGAAUCUCAAGUUGUUUGUAGAAGAAACCUGACCAGGAAAGAGGUUGCGCUGUUCCAAACUGCUGUGGCUAAGGACUACUACUUACAAAUGUAUUAUGAUGACUUGCCAAUUUGGCAAUUCAUUGGGGUGGCUCAGACAAACAAUGUUGACACGUUUAAAUAUUAUCUCUUCACAAAAGUCCACUUUGAUAUUUUCUACAGCCGAGAUCAUGUGAUUGAAAUCAACAUGUCAAGUGACUCAUCAAACUUGGCUGAUUUAACAGAGGACAAGGUUAUUGAUAUUGAGUUCUUAUACAGUGUAAAUUGGAAAGAAACGGACCUGCCUUUUGAUACAAGAAUGCAGAAGUACACAAUGUUUGCACAUUUUCCACUGAACAUGAAAAAACAUCAGUUUGCAAUCACAAAUUCAUUUUGGACGAUUAUCCUCUUAGUUGGUUGUCUGGUUGCAUUAUAUGUGCGAGUCCUCAGGAAAGAUUUUAAUGAGUAUGAAAAUGAUGAGGAAUUGGCUGAUAAUCAAGGACACACAGGAUGGAAGAUCAUCCAUGGGGACGUGUUCCGCUACCCAAAAUAUAAGUGUUGCUUAGCUGCAGCUAUUGGUUGUGGAACACAGUUAUUUGCAGUCGUGCUGUCCGUUAUCAUAUUGGGGGUUGCUGGUGUAUUUCAUCCAUAUGACCGUGGAGUUCAGAAGGUUGCAUCGGUCAUCAUUUAUGCAAUAACUAAUGUCAUUGCUGGAUUCACUGCUGUUUCUUUCUAUCAUCAACUUGAAGGAAGUUACUCAGCGAAGAAUCUAUUUCUAGCAGGCUCUCUAUUCUGUGGUCCUCUUUUCCUUACAUUUUGUUUCCUAAACACUGUUGCUGGUAUCUACGAAUCCACAGCAGAGAUUUCCAUGGGCAAUAUUGUGAAGAUUCUUCUUAUAUGGGUUUUCAUAGCUUUGCCAUUGCUUUUGUUGGGUGGGACUCUUGGGAAAAUAACAAAGUCUGAGUUUCAAGCUCCUUGCAGAUCCACAAAGUGUCCUAGAGAAAUACCACCACUGCGGUGGUACAGGGCUGCUCUUCCUCAAAUGGCAAUUGCUGGAUUUCUUCCAUUUAGUGUUUUCUAUAUUGAGCUAUAUCCCAUCUUUGCAAGUAUUUGGGGCUUCAAAGAGUUCACAGCGUAUGGAGUACUUUGUGUCUUUUUCAUUUUCCUUGUAACUAUUACGGCUCUUGUGUCAAUUGGUUUGACAUACCUUCAGCUUGCUGCCGAAGACCAUCAAUGGUGGUGGAGGUCCUUUCUUUGUGGUGGCUCAACUGGCUUGUAUGUCUACGCCUAUUGCUUCUUCUUCUACUUUCAAUCAGAAAUGAGUGGUUUCUUACAGACCUCAUUCUUCUUCGGCUACAUGACUUGCAGCUGCUUUGGCCUCUUUCUCCUGCUAGGCACCGUGGGAUUCCGCGCCUCUCUAAUUUUUGUUCGUCAUAUAUAUAGUUCUAUCAAGUUUGAGUAGCUGUUCUUGUCCUGUUAAGCUUCUGAUCGAUCUUUGCUUUGUCAUAUCUGUCUGUAGUUAAAUGUUACACAAAGAGGUUUCAAGUUCUUGUCUUAGAAGAUCAGUGAAAAUAUAGCAAGUGGAUAAGAGUCACUUUGAAUUAUCAGAGUUAUUUCCAGAAGAAAUGUAUCAUUUCCUGCAUCCAUUUGAAUGUUUCCAAAGUUAA